Myxocyprinus asiaticus (Chinese sucker) is the source of this 2278-nucleotide messenger RNA. Its product is annotated as B-cell lymphoma 6 protein homolog. Gene Ontology annotation, cellular component: nucleus. The record is from RefSeq and is a predicted model, not a curated record. The transcript is spliced from 2 exons. Gene Ontology annotation, biological process: regulation of transcription by RNA polymerase II. The coding region runs from base 359 to 2044 and encodes 561 amino acids. NCBI's taxonomy places the organism in Eukaryota, Metazoa, Chordata, Actinopteri, Cypriniformes, Catostomidae. Gene Ontology annotation, molecular function: DNA-binding transcription factor activity, RNA polymerase II-specific; RNA polymerase II cis-regulatory region sequence-specific DNA binding.
UUGACCUCAGCGUUUGUAUUGUGGAAUGUAGGCUGUGGAUCUGGCGCGCGUUGAAAUAACGAUUUGUUAAUUACAACAGAUUUAUUAUACGGUUACUUUGAUUAUUCAAGGUGUUAAUCUGUAGAUCUUUUGAAGAACCCAAGCGAGUGAAAGCUUGGAUUUGUAGGAGAAAUCUGCGGGCUAGAUUGCUAACGCUAGAGUAGCGAAUUUAGCUCUGCAUUUCUGAGUAAUAACAAAUGACUGUUGCACUUAGACUUACAAGCAUGCUCGUUUCCUUUCAUAUAACACUAGUCAAUCACAGCAAUUACUUAUAAAAUAAAUUUCCUGUUAGCUUGGGCAUACAGUCCAAUCAUUGGCAAUGAACUCCAAACGCGAUAACGGGGCAAGCAGAAUCAACCCAAUGUCGAUAUCAACAGCAACAAACAGCUCACAAGCGAGCGUCUCCAGCCGUAAACACACUACAAUCAACUCAUCAAACAAAGGAGAGAAGGGUGAAUCCGUGCAACACAUAACACGGGACAAAAGCAUGUCCAUCUCCACGCUCAGAAGUCGCCUCGGUCCGACCAUCCGGUCCACUCUGUCCGCUGCGGUGGACACACUGCUGGGCGAGAUAGUGACGGUGUUGUCCGAAACCCAGCGGGAACUGUUGACCAAAGAGCAAGAGAACGAGGAACUAAAGAUUCGCCUCGAGGUCUCAGAGAGAGAGCUCAAAACGUUACAAGAAUGUCUUUGUAGCGCGCAGAAAUUAAUCGAUCAGCUUCAAGGUCCCUUUGGUAACCCACCCAUGCCGGGACAUCACAUCUACACCUCAGCUGGACCAUUAAACUCGGGUCGGUUGACUCAUCGGAGUGCACCCGAGGCAGAUCCACGCUGUUUUACUGGAGGUGAGCCGGAGUUGAGUGGUGCGUUGGGUGAUGCCAUACACGGCUUUGAUGCCAGGGAAGAAUUCAAGAGCUGCCACCUCUCCAUUCAGGCGGAUGGAACGGUGACGAACAGUUUUUAUGACCCUAUAGCCGUCCAUUCGUCUAACAUCUGCUCAGAUAUGAACCGAACUGGUGAGAUGGUGGAUGACAGCAGAAGGCUCUCACACACUAGAGCCCAAAACCCCUCCACACACACUAUCUUCUCUGUUAAAGAAGAACAGGGUCUUGCUUCUGGGCAGGUGUGUGCGCGAGUAAGAGAGCCACCCACAGCAACUGAGCACACUGCACAGAAUGUGUGUGAUCUGCCAUAUGCCCAUAUGGUCGAGGAAGAAGAAAGCUCCCGUUCACACAACCACCCUUCCAAACCGACACCACCACCCCCCUCCAGGCCUCACAAUGGACCGUCAUCCAGUAGUUCACCUCCUCAAGGGCUUAGAUCAGCCCAGAGAGAUGCCCCUGGGUUGAGUACGACAGCCAGGAUGAGCCCUGGGGUGGGUGGCUCAUCUCCAGAUGAGUCCACACGACGCUCCAUCUCUGAGCUAAUGGGGGAGGCACCUGGAGAACGCCCUCACUUGUGUUUAGAGUGUGGCAAGACAUUCCGUCUGAUCUCAAGCCUGAAAAAGCACCUGAGGAUCCACACGGGAGAAAAACCAUACCCGUGCACCGUGUGUGGGCGACGCUUCCGUGAGUCAGGAGCACUCAAGACUCACCUUCGCAUCCACACAGGUGAGAAGCCAUAUUCCUGUUCCGAAUGUGGAACGCAGUUUCGUCAUCUAGACGGCCUGCGGAAGCACCGGCGCACACACACCGGUGAAAAACCAUAUGUGUGCAGUGUAUGCGGCAAACGUCUCAGCCGGCUGCAGCAUCUAAAGCACCACCAGCGCAUACAUACAGGAGAGAGGCCGUGUUGCUGCCCACUCUGCCAAAGAGCCUUUAAAGAUCCGGCCAGUCUGAGGAAACACCUCCGUGCCCAUGAAGGGGAGCCUGGAGCAGAGGAAGCUGUGGCCAUGGCUGGACUGGCAGAGGGGGAUGGAGGUUCAAUGGAUGAUGAGGAUAUGAGGUUUGGGAUGUGGGGGGAAGAGGAAGGGAAUGAAGGGGAGCCUGUGGUGGACUGUGUGUAGUCAUGGCAACACAAGGAGUUACUGAAAAGCAAACAUGCAAAAGCCAAACUGAACAAAAAAGGUUUUGUUUUUAGAGACAUGACUUAAAACGCAUCCCCUGACUUAAGACACAUGCUGUGUUGAGGGACAAUUUUGUAAAUAUUAUUUCUCUCUUCAUUUUUAAGACCAAGAAAUUAAGUGUGUGAAAGAGGUUAUGCCUUGUCCUGGACUAAAAAACACCAUCAGUGGCAUUUU